GGCCAGGGCCGCUGCCGGGUGCUGGAGGCGCCAUUGGAGCCGGCUUGCCUUGAGAGCUCCGGUGAGGAGCUGGAGGUUGGACGGCAGUUUCCACCGCGUCCGUUCCUGGUCCCUGGCCGGUUGGCGGCAUGGCGUGUGGGGCGACGUUGAAGCGGCCCAUGGAGUUCGAGGCGGCGCUGCUGAGCCCGGGUUCCCCGAAGCGGCGGCGCUGCGCCCCUCUGCCCGGCCCCACUCCGGGCCUCAGGCCCCCGGACGUCGAGCCGACGCCGCUUCAGAUGCAGACCCCACCGCCGACCCUGCAGCAGCCGGUACCGCCUGGCAGUGAACGGCGCUUUCCAACUCCGGAACAAAUUUUUCAGAACAUAAAACAAGAAUAUAGUCGUUAUCAGAGGUGGAGACAUUUAGAAGUUGUUCUUAAUCAAAAUGAAGCUUGUACUUCAGAAAGUCAGCCUCACUCCUCAGCACUCACAGCACCUAGUUCUCCAGGUUCCUCCUGGAUGAAGAAGGACCAGCCCACCUUUACUCUCCGACAAGUUGGAAUAAUAUGUGAACGUCUCUUAAAAGACUAUGAAGAUAAAAUUCGGGAGGAGUAUGAGCAAAUCCUCAAUACCAAACUAGCAGAACAAUAUGAAUCUUUUGUGAAAUUCACACAUGAUCAGAUUAUGCGACGAUAUGGGACAAGGCCCACGAGCUACGUGUCCUGAAGCUUUCUUGCAUAUCUGGGUACCAGGUUUGACCUCAAGAGAUGGCUGCUGUGCACUUUUGCAACUGGUUUGAUAUCACAUUUCAGCUCCAACUUUGCAUCCUGAGAACACUUAAAAAGUUUCUGCAGGUUCAUUUUAUACAACUUGAAAGACCUUAAAACUUUCUGGUUGCCACAAGCAUAUAUUUCUUUUCUGCUCAUCCAAUAAACAGCUGUGCCCUACAGUGAUAGAUUUUCCAAACAAAAUACCUGAAGCAGCAGUUUAGCAAAAUAUGCCCUCAGUGGCACUCAACAAAUGGAGUUUCCCCAAGCACAGUUCUGUAAGAAGUGUGUGUGAGAGUGUGUGUAUAUGUGUGUAUGUGUAUUUUAAGUUAUUUUUUGUAUUGUGCAAAUUACUUUGAUCUUGGGGAUUCUGGCUGUGAAUUUGAUGCACGACAAUUAUGGUUUAAAAACAUUUGCUUGGUCUAUAGAAGAUCAUUAAUGUUUUGUAACCAUAUAAGUUGUAACGGUGGAUUGUUUAUGUGUAGGUAUUACUGUUAAAUACAGGGACUGUUUCCAGGCACAGAAUAUGAAUCAUUCAUUAGGCUGGACAUUAGAUGUAAUUAUGAUGACAUAGCAAAGGUCUGUGGCCCUAGGUCAAUAAAUACACAGUGAGGAAUUCGAAUGAACUGAAGACAGGCUGUUUGAUACAUGGACUUUGCCUAGCCAUGUCAGAUACUUUGACUCCAAGCCUUAAAAUACCCACGUGGAGUCUGUGCUCACCUCAUUCACCCGAAGAGCUCCCUGGACACUGAACCUCUGGAAUAAGUCUCUGCUGGAGCAGCAGGAGCAUCAUCAGGGUUUGCGUGGGAGCAUAGAACAGGUGAGCUCAGGGCUGGGCCAGACCCUGUCGGCACUGCUACUUGGGAAGAGCCACUUCACCUUUGUGUCAGUUAUUACCAAUAGAUUUGAAUCCAUUGGUCAGGUUCUCCCGAAUUCUUUUAAGAGAUGUCCAUGUUCAACUGCUUGAGCUUUGUUUUGGCAACCCCUUGCCUGAAGUUGCUUACAGACUGUUCUUCACCUUGAUUCCAAGGCUGAGGAACAGAAAGUAGCCUCUGUUUUGAGGAGGUGGAAGUUAAGUAUACAUUUAUUUUUUACUGUGACUUGUUCAGGACCACAUUUUACAAAAUGCCUUGUUUCAUUUAUUAUUGUUUUUGGAAAGAAAAGUUCUAUUAAAAUUGUUUUAGUUUGAAUAUAGAAUAGUUUUUUUAAUUACAGCUUAUUUUGAAAAGUUCUGAGUGUAAUUCAAAUGUAUGCCAAUACAAGUAAGGUAAUAUUCAGAGACAGUUCUGAUCAGAUGGCUUAGAGAAAUUUCUGGAGUAUUCACAUUGGAAGUUUCCGUAUCAAUGAAUGUCUUUGACUUAAAUCUAACCAAAAACUGCAAUGUUAUUCUUUGUACAUUUUCAUUAUAUAGUGUUAACAAGCUUAGUUGCAAAUGAAUAAAAUACUUAAGCUAUUUGUUUACCUUGCCUUCUUAAUAUUGUGAUAAUGUUUAUUAAAAUAAUUUAUGUGAGGCUGCUAUAGCCAUUUCCCCACUUCAACAUUACAUUUAAGAGUUACAUAUUUAUGUAUUUAUUUUUGAUGAUUUUAUUUAUUUAUUUUUAGAGAGAGUGGUAAGGGAGGAAGAAAGAAAGGGAAACAUUGAUCGGUUGCCUCGCACAUGUCCCUAAUGGAACCUGGCCCACAGCCCAGACAUGUGCCAUACUGGGUAUCAAACCAUCAACCUUUUGAUGCCCAACACUGAGCCACGCCGGUCAGGACUAUAGGUGUUUUUUUUUUUUUAAGCCCAACAGUGAUCUUUUGAUAAAUAAUUAUUUUACUUCAUAUUUGAAGGGCAAUUUGUUUCAGUUCUUUUACCAGAGUAGUCACUUGUUCCUGGAUGAGGAACGUAACAGUGGCAUUAAUGGGAGUGGCCUAACAGUGUGGGAUAGUCACACCAAAACAUGGGAAGGGCAGCCAACUGUGGGGGCCAUCAGAAAUCCUGAAGGAUGACACCUGGCUGGUGUAGCUCAGUGGAUUGAGUGCGGGCCUGCAAACCAGACAAUUGCAGUUCGAUUCCCAGUCGGGGCACAUGCCGGGGUUGCAGGCCACUUCCCAGCAGGGGACGCACGAAAGGCAACCAUACAUUGAUGUUUCUCUCCCUCUCUCCUUCCCUUCCCCUCUAAAGAUAAAUAAAUAAAGUCUUAAAAAAAAAA
Molecule: messenger RNA, 2937 nt
Organism: Artibeus jamaicensis (Jamaican fruit-eating bat)
Lineage: Eukaryota; Metazoa; Chordata; Mammalia; Chiroptera; Phyllostomidae
Gene: AKIRIN1
Product: akirin 1
Exons: 5
Coding region: 129-704 (191 amino acids)
Biological process (GO): positive regulation of myoblast differentiation; negative regulation of skeletal muscle satellite cell proliferation; myoblast migration involved in skeletal muscle regeneration
Cellular component (GO): chromatin; nucleus
Molecular function (GO): transcription coregulator activity
Source: RefSeq, a predicted model, not a curated record